AUGAGUAGAGGAGCAGGCUUUGAUAAACACAUUACAAUUUUCUCCCCAGAUGGAAGACUCUAUCAAGUGGAAUAUGCUUUUAAAGCUGCCAAAUCUGCAGGUCUUACAAGUAUUGCAGUCCGUGGAACUGACUCUGUUGUUCUUUGCAUAGAAAAGAAAGUCCCUGACCGAAUGAUUGUCCCUGAAAGCGUAACUCAUUUAUUUACAGUUGCUGAGAACAUUGGAGCCUGUAUGACUGGUUUACUACCUGACGCCCGCGCUCUAGUAACAAGAAUGCGCAAUGAAGCCAGCGACUACAGAUUUAAGAACGGCAUCCCCUGCCCUGUCAAUAUUUUAGCGAACAGAACAGGAGACCUUGCCCAGGUUUACACCCAGCAAGCCUUUAUGAGACCAUAUGGAGUUAUCACGAUGCUUGCCGGAAUUGACGACGAAUUGGGUCCUCAGCUUUACAAAAUUGACCCUGCUGGGAUGUUCCAAGGUUUCAAAGCCUGCGCAGCAGGCGUUAAAGAGCAAGAAGCUACCAAUUAUUUAGAAAAACAAUGGAAAAAGACUAAUGGAGAACUUAAUAGAGAGCAAGCGGUCGAGAUGGCAAUUGAGUGUUUGCAGAGCGUGAUGGCCCAGGAGUAUAAGUCUAAUGAUAUUGAGGUAGGGAUUGUAACGACUGACCAUCAUGCACUGCGCUUAUUAAGCCAACAAGAAAUAGAAGAAAGGUUAAAUGCAAUAGCUGCUAAAGACUAG
This is a messenger RNA of Blepharisma stoltei, 738 nucleotides long. Lineage: Eukaryota; Ciliophora; Heterotrichea; Heterotrichida; Blepharismidae. The record is from the annotation of a GenBank genome assembly.